Molecule: messenger RNA, 2736 nt
Organism: Malassezia restricta
Lineage: Eukaryota; Fungi; Basidiomycota; Malasseziomycetes; Malasseziales; Malasseziaceae
Product: replication fork protection complex subunit Tof1/Swi1
Exons: 1
Coding region: 1-2736 (911 amino acids)
Biological process (GO): replication fork arrest; DNA repair; DNA replication checkpoint signaling
Cellular component (GO): replication fork protection complex
Molecular function (GO): DNA binding
Source: RefSeq, a predicted model, not a curated record
AUGGUGGCCUCGGACACGGACGAUGUGUGGCGCCAGGUAUGGAGUGACGAGGGCGACUCGGUCAGCACCGUGUCGGAGGAGGAGCCGGAAGUAGAGGCCGGUGAUGUCGAUAUGGACGAGCGUGUCGAGAUGCUUCGCGCACCUGUCUUGUCGAUCUGCACAGCCUUGGGUGGCUACGAGCAUGUCCAGCAGCUCGGGCGCACGGAGCUCGUGUAUCGCGUCGGCGAUGACUGCCUAGAAUGCUUACGGGAUCUUCGCCGUCUGUGGCGCCAGGAUGAUACCGAUGCUAGUCGUGCGAUCGCGCGCGUAUUUGCUGAGCUCGGCACGCUUCACAAUGAUCUCAUCCCGAUCCUCCUGCACUGUGCCGGCGGAGGAGACAAAGCUGACAAGAUUGCUUUGGCAUGCACAGAUCUCAUUACGGCACUGACGUGGCCUAUUGACUGGGAUGCCGAGCUACACGACAUGACGACGCGCAUGGAAGAAGACGAAAACGAGCAAGUUCUCGCCAAGUUGCUGGAAUUACAGAGUGCGCAAGUGCAGUACAAGUCAUCGAUUCUGCGCGAGCGUGCCAAAGAGCCGCGCCUUGGUGACCGCACUGUCCUGUCCUGUGUCCUUCGUCACGUUCUUGCGCCCUCUCUCAAGCCAAGAUCAGAGCGAACGGAGCGCGACGUGGGUGUAACCAGCAUGUGCUUGCAUCUCUUCCGCAACCUACUAGCCAUUCGUGACCCGCCACUGCAAUCGUUCAGCACCGGCAAUAUCGCUAACAUGUCGCUUCAGAGCGUCCUUGUCCAGCAAAUGGACACUUUCCACAUCCUAGAUGCACUCCGCAUGCUGGCGAGUCAGGCCGACACAAAAGAGUUUGAGAUGUGGACGCCCAUCGUGGCGGAAAGCGUAUACCAUAUGGUGAGUGGAACGCCGCCUGCAUGGCUCGCAGGCGCCAUCGAGACUUCGCCGCUUUCUGCCUCCCUGUCCGCUGAGGCCUCGGAACGCCGCUUAAGCCGGCGAAAUGCCAGCGCAAGGCACUCGCGCUUUGGCACGACGAUUCAGUUCCCCGCACACGAUGGCUCGCUGCGUAUCGCACGCACACCUGCAGCGCUGACCGAGCGCGUCGAUCGUCUGGAACAGCGCGUGAUAGACCGUACGAAGCGCCGCGUGUCACGCCGUCGGCCGGCUUUUGAUCGCGGCGCGCCGCCGACGCAAGUGCACUGGACGCCGAGUGCCCAGCGCGUGCUGCGCACAUGGGCCGAUCGAUUCGUAUUGGACGGCCUCUUUGGCGUGCUUGUGCCGGCCUAUCUUCGAGAUAUCCAUGCCGAACGCGAGCGCGUCGGUGGCUUGGAGGCAGCUCGUUGCAAGGCCAUCCAACUCGCGUCAUUUUUCCUCGAGUAUGCCAUGGCGCGCCGUAUGCCCAUGGCGCAUGUGAGCUUAUGGCUCGAGCCAUGGGCCUUUCGCCUUGUGCGCGCACGCACCGCGAUGGCGCUAGAGAGCCGUCAGUGGCUCGAGUUUACCUUGAGUGUGCGCCUUUGGACGACGCAGCUCCGCCUUUUGGAAGCAUUGUCCCGCAGCGCACUAGAUGCUGAGCGCGAGGCGGCUGAAUCGCUGCAGCACACGCUCUACUACGACGGUGAGUACCUUGAUACGGCGCUGCAUGCGAUGCAUGCGUAUUCGACGCAGAGCUUUGCGUGCCUCGAGGCCAUCAUCGACUUUAGCUACAUGAUGCCGAGACUCCUGGAGCGGCACGCAUCUACAAGCACCUACAUGUUUGUCAAGACAUCGAAGGAUGAGCGCAUCUUCCGCUUCGAGUCGUUCCAGCGGUCCAUGGCAUCCACACGACUCGUGCAUGCCUGCACCCAGUACCUUGCUCGCUACCGCGACUCUUCCUGCGCAUCGACGAUGCUUCCACGCCUCGCAGCCGUCGUGCACCGCACCAUUGUGCGCGCCUCGCACGUCGCGUUGUUCUUUAGCGCCAAGAUCCGACACGUAUGGGACCGAGUCAUGGCAGACGGUGCGCAUAUGCAGCGAGUCCACCCACAAGCCGCGCGUGACUUGGCUCGGCUGUACCACAUCAUUCGAAAGACGUUCUUGCGACUUAGCGACGCAUCGCGCCAAGCCUACGAGGUCGGUCGCCGUCCGCCCAAGCCGACAGCCGAGCUCUACGUCCGCUCAGAGCUGUCGCACAGCGAGCAGAUUGGCGUCGCUGUCGGCCUUCUUGCCGAGGCGCACAAACUUACGAGCGUAUCGUGGGUUCGCACGGCGUUGGAACGCGCGAGUAUGGAGCGCAUGUCACACCAGCCCGAGGCACACGUACCAGAGGCGCAUAUGCCACUGUAUCCCGAGCAUGAGCUGCCUGACGGCGGUCCUGACGCUGCGCACUUGGCACCACUGCGUUUGUUGUGCCGACUCGUGGAGCUGGAAGAAAAAGCAGAGGGCACAUGGUACGUCCCUCCUGACUGUGCGCCCAACACGCUCGCUCGGUACGGCCAGAUCAUCGACCAGUACCUCACAGAGCCACUGGUCAUCGAGGGCCAGAGCCUCAAGGAUCUUGUGCGCGCUAAACGGCCUCGACCGCCAGCCACCGACCGUCCAGCACAGCGGCCCCGCAUCGAAGACGAGGUGCCGAGUCUGUCAGAUGCCGAGUCGUCCCCUCCCACGAGUUCGUCGCCACAGAUCGCUGCGCCCGAGCCCAUGGAGGCCAAGGGCGUGCCCGAUUUGUUCCUGCUCUCUGAUACAGAGGCCUAA